Molecule: messenger RNA, 1767 nt
Organism: Hibiscus syriacus
Lineage: Eukaryota; Viridiplantae; Streptophyta; Magnoliopsida; Malvales; Malvaceae
Product: glucan endo-1,3-beta-glucosidase 13-like
Exons: 4
Coding region: 166-1680 (504 amino acids)
Biological process (GO): carbohydrate metabolic process
Cellular component (GO): plasma membrane
Molecular function (GO): hydrolase activity, hydrolyzing O-glycosyl compounds
Source: RefSeq, a predicted model, not a curated record
CAACCAUUAAUGCUCACUCUCGGGCUUUUCUGAGCAGAGGGAAUGAGAGUGUCAUAUAAACAAAAACAUUGGUGGCUUAGUUCGAUUCACUAGAAUAAAAACGUUGGCAAAAAGUAAAACCCAUUAGGAUUCAAGUAGAAGAUAAUAAUCUUCUUUGGAUGAAAAAUGGCCUCAAGAUUCAAGCUUCUCUUUGCAAUUUCUUUCCUCCAUUUACUUUUACAUUUCUGCCGUGGGAGCAUAGUCGGAGUUUGCUACGGAAGGAAUGCUGAUGAUCUUCCGACACCUGAUAAAGUAGCACAACUGGUAAAACUUCACAACAUUAAGUACCUUCGGAUUUACGAUUCUAAUAUCCAAGUGUUGAGAGCCUUUGCAAACACCGGAGUUGAACUUAUGGUUGGAGUUCCGAAUUCCGACUUGUUAGCAUUCUCCCAGUUCCAAUCAAAUGCAGAUUCAUGGCUAAAUAACAACAUCCUCCCGUACUACCCUGCCACGAAGAUCACAUACAUCACCGUAGGUCUUGAAGUCACUGAGAGCCCCGAUAAUGCCUCUGCCUUGGUUGUACCUGCCAUGCAUAAUGUCCUAACAGCAUUGAAAAAGGUUGGUCUGCAUAAGAAGAUCAAAGUUUCAAGUGCGCAUUCUCUAGGGGUUUUGUCCCGAUCGUUCCCUCCUUCUGCCGGGGCUUUCAAUAGUAGCCAUGCAUUUUUCUUGAAACCUAUGUUGGAAUUCCUAGCUGAGAAUCAGUCACCUUUUAUGAUUGAUUUAUAUCCUUACUAUGCUUUUAGAGACUCUCCCAAAAAAAUCUCUUUGGAUUAUGCUUUGUUUCAGUCAUCCUCAGAAGUCAUAGAUCCGAACACCGGUCUACUUUACACCAACAUGUUCGAUGCCCAGAUAGAUGCCCUUUAUUUUGCCCUGAUGGCUCUAAAUUUCAAAACAAUUAGGGUUAUGGUUACGGAAACUGGAUGGCCUUCGAAAGGUUCACCGAAGGAGAGAGCUGCAACUCCAGACAAUGCCCAGACAUAUAACACCAAUCUAAUUCGUCAUGUCAUCAACGGCACCGGCACUCCUGCCAAGCCCGGUGAAGAGAUAGAUGCCUAUAUUUUCUCAUUGUUUAACGAGAACAGAAAGCCUGGACUGGAAUCAGAGAGAAACUGGGGCCUAUUCUAUCCCGAUAAAACAAGUGUAUAUAACCUCGACUUCACUGGAAAAGGUGCCAUCGAUAUGACAAAUAGCACAAAUGAUACCAACUCAAACAGAGCAACAUGGUGCAUCGCUUCUAGCAAGGCUUCUGAGCUGGACUUGCAGAGUGCUAUAGAUUGGGCUUGCGGUCCCGGUAAUGUGGAUUGCUCCCCCAUUCAGCCUAGUCAACCGUGUUUUGAGCCGGAUAAUCUAGUUUCUCAUGCCUCCUUUGCGUUCAACAGUUACUACCAGCAAAAUGGGGCCACCGACGUCGCAUGCAGUUUUGGAGGAAAUGGGGCCGAAGUUGACAAGGAUCCCAGCUAUGACAAUUGCAUCUAUCUGACGGCUAGAGGGCUCAACAAAACCACAAGUAACACGACUGCGUUCGCUGCUAAUGCAUCAGGGUCGGAACGUACCGAGUGCCCAUGGGUUCCUGGUUUAUUUCUAAUGGCAUUGAUCUCAUUUAUCAUAAACCCGGGCAAUGUGUUUGAUGCAUCAUUCUGAAAGCCAGAUGAGGAUGUUUAUUUUAUUUUUUUCCUAGGGAUGAUUAAAUGGUGUAAGACUGUAAGAGGAUGAUGAUAAUGUAAAUGC